Messenger RNA from Coprinopsis cinerea okayama7#130, 3435 nucleotides. RefSeq lists its product as hypothetical. The transcript has 18 exons. Bases 1 to 3435 code for a protein of 1144 amino acids. NCBI's taxonomy places the organism in Eukaryota, Fungi, Basidiomycota, Agaricomycetes, Agaricales, Psathyrellaceae. The record is from RefSeq and is a predicted model, not a curated record. Gene Ontology annotation, biological process: regulation of DNA-templated transcription; DNA-templated transcription. Gene Ontology annotation, molecular function: zinc ion binding; DNA-binding transcription factor activity, RNA polymerase II-specific; DNA binding.
AUGGAUAGCAGACAAUCAUCUGCGGAGAGCGACUCUUCACCUUGUUACCCCCUAUUCAUCCCCCUCCAUCGAAAACUUGAAUGGCCCCUCAAUACCGCGAGCUACCUCCCACACUUCCUCUUCACACACGAUUACCUCCAGUCCCUCGCCUCCCUCCUCCGGUUCUUCCAUAUUCCAGUUCCAAGAUACUGCAGCGACGACCGCCCACGCAAACAUGAGAUAUGCUUCCCCUACACCCGAACCAAGGCUAUUUGGGGAUUAACGGGGUACCGCAUCCUCGUAUCCAUAUGUGCUGCAGCGUUCGGACUUGCAAAGGCUGGAUUAUUGUAUACGGGUCAAAAGGGCGAAGCUAAUGAAAUUGAAUGGAUUUACGGGUCAAUCGUUACUAUCUGCUUGUACUGGCUCGGUCUCUACGAAGACAGCAUACCCCCAAAAUGGCCACUAUUCUUCCACCACGACUUCUCCGCCCCCAUCCUCCGAGCCCUCAGCCUCCUAACCCAAGGCUCCUCCAUCCUCAUCCCCCUAUCCCUGGCACUAAGCGUAACAUGGUGGUUCCGCACACAAAUGACCAUCGAACCCCUUUCCGUAGACGACCUCUCUUUCAUUCCCUUCUUCAACUUCUCACUGUUCCUCGUUUUCACCUUUCUCGUCGUCUUGGGCGCCUCCCACUGCCCCCUUCCACUUGCUACUACUAGGAAGACCUCUCGCCGUGUCGGAGAUGCAUAUGUUAGUACCAAUUUCGGACGAGAUCUCCUAAUCCUGACGGCCAAGAGCGCCAAGUACACCAAGGAAGAGGCGACGAUGCCCGGUGAAGAAGCGCCAACUGUGAAGUUUAAGCGCCGGAGGCUACAGGGGGCAUGCGAUAUCUGUCGGCAGAAAAAGAGCGAUUCUGCAAAGAUGCCAGACAAUCGAUGUUCGAAUUGUAUUGCGUUCAACGCGGAGUGUACGCAUGUCCAUGUUAACCAGAAAACGGUGUACAAGUUCAGACCAACUCCAAAGCGCGGUUUGCGCGAACCCGAAUCUCUGGACGAACACCGGGAGAAGAUGAACCCCUUGUUAGAGACAAUCCUCUCUGCGACGUAUCAAGCCCCAACAAACCCAGCCAUUAUCCGAAACACGCUCAUCUCCCUCGCCUCCUACGCACGUUUACUCGAACAGCGAGUCCCCAAGUCUGGUGCAACCGCCCCAUCGCCGCUCUCCAUCUCCACACAAACACGGACGUCCCCAGAGUCCGAAACCUCCCCAAUCAUUCGUGAACCCAAGUACAUGAUUGAUCCUACAGGCUCCCCGACCUCUGAGGACUCUCACGAAAGCAACAGCAACGGUAACGGCACCGGGAACAGCAAUAACGUUGAUACGCAGCUCUCCAAUGUCAUGGAGAAGAAUCUGACGAUAAACGCGAAGAGUAAUCGGUUCUUUGGGCCGUCGAGUAGUGGGAUGCUGGUCAAGGCGGCGCUGGAGUUCAGCAGGCAGUAUGCGACUAACCCCCAGGCGUGUAACCCGGGCGCAAUAAUGAAGGUGGCGGCGUUCAAGCGCCCACAGUAUUGGACAGUCCAACAGUGGGAAAUCGUGCCGCCAGAACCCCAACAACCCUUCGUAUUUCCCGAACCGGACCUCCUCGAGCACCUCGUGGACACGUACUUCCGGAUGUGCAAUGUCUUCAUCCCUGUACUCCACCGGCCGACCUUUGACAAGUCCGUCAAAGCCGGUCUGCACUUGAAAGAUCGUGGGUUUGGAGGAUGUCUUUUAGCGGUAUGUGCUGUGGCUUCGAGGUAUUCGAGCGAUAAGAGGGUUAUACCUGAGGGUGUCACCUCCGAGUUGAGCUGUGGGUAUCAGUGGUUUAAGCAGUUGAGGUUAUUCCGCAAGUCGUUCAUUCGAACGCCGUCGUUGUACGAGUUGCAGACGUACUGGAUUUCUGCGACGUACCUCCAUGGAGCGUCGACACCAGAAGAUUGCUGGUACUUGAUUGGAAUGGCUAUUCGAGCGGCGCAGGAUGCGGGAAUUCAUCGUCGCCAUCGAGGUCCACCAACCGUCCAAAGCGAACUGCGGAAACGGAUCUGGUGGGCACUCGUUCUCGCAGACAUUGUGGUUUCGAUUUCGAAUGGACGUCCGAGGGCUAUCCAUGCUUCCGACUUUGACGUCGACCUUCCGAUAGAAUGCGAUGACGAGUAUUGGGAGAAUCCUGACCCUGCUUUGGCGUUCAAACAGCCUCAAGGAAAACCUGCCCAGACGACGUGUCUCGUGAAGUUACUGGAACUCUUCAAUGUUUUGUCGUCUGCGGAAGCUGUAUUUUACGCCACCAAGAAGACAGUUCCACCAGACGCGUCCUCUCCAGAAGAAUGGGAACAGCACAACCUAGCCAGCCUAGAUUCGCUAUUGAACGGAUGGGUGGACACUGUUCCUGAACACCUCCGCUGGGAUCCCAAUAACCCCAACCCCAUUUUCUUCGACCAAUCCGCGUUGAUCUUCAGCACCUUCUAUUGGGUCCAGAUUCUCAUCCACCGACCGUUCAUAUCUAUACGCAGCAAAUUGUCGUUGUCGUCGCUCGCUAUUUGCACCAAUGCCGCUCGUGCGUGUAGUAGGAUCAUGGAGCUUCAUUCGCAGAGAGGGUUCCUGGCUUUGCCGCAAGUCCAGGCUGGGAUACCACUUGACGAGCAGAAGGAGAUGGAGAGCGUGUAUCGAUGUGCACGACUUCUGGCAAUGUUUGAACGCAGGUGGCAUCCUGCUGGUCGAUUCAGCGACGUUCUCCGCGCUCUUGCAGCGGUCAGCAACCUCCCACUCCCCGAAUCGUCUAUCGACUCUGGUGCACCAGCGUGGUGGAGCGCUUCGCCUUCUGCUAGCGCAACACAAGACCCUCAGCCAUCGCCUCCUUCCUCUCAGCCAGCCACCUCGGAAAUCGGAUGCUCACUGACAGGAGUGUUCAACUUCCCCGUCUACAGCAGUGAACUGAGCGUUGGACCUGUAUUCGAAUCGUUCCACCUGCCUUCGGCGGCGGGCACUCCGCCGUCGAGUGCAGGAGUGUCGUCGGCAGUGUCGUCGGCGGGAGGGCAGCCAUUUGACUUUGAAGCUAUGUUUGCCCAGUCUUUUGCAGCGGCAGCUGGCGGGGGGCCUGCGCCAGUUAAUAACGAUUGGGACAGCUUUAUGUCGUCGAAUGGAGGGAACUUGCUUGGUGCUAUGAGCCCUCAAUCUGGAGGAGCUCAGGCCCCACAAGCUGGGCCUAGUAAUCCAAGUGCCAAUGAAAUCCCUGUUGCGAACGGGACAUCGCCAAUUCCCAAUUUCUUCCCUCAAGGUAUCGGGCUGGACAACAUGACAAUCUGGGCUGGUGUACCCACAUCUCUCGAUUGGACAGAUUGGAGCCAUUACAUUGCCAAUGUCGAUUCAGCGCUCAAUCAGGAUAAUGGAUUUGGUGGGCAGUUCCAGCAGCAAAUGUUUUGA